This is a messenger RNA of Colletotrichum truncatum, 2100 nucleotides long. Its product is annotated as l-ascorbate oxidase. Gene Ontology annotation, molecular function: copper ion binding; oxidoreductase activity. NCBI's taxonomy places the organism in Eukaryota, Fungi, Ascomycota, Sordariomycetes, Glomerellales, Glomerellaceae. The record is from RefSeq and is a predicted model, not a curated record.
AUGGUGUACGAUAUGGAAGUUGAGCGACAGACUGAACAUGAUGGACAGUGGAGUCCAACGCCCGACCUGGGCGACCAUGACCACCGAGAUUCCUCGCUCUUCAGCCAAGUGACAGACGAUGACAUUGAGAAGUCUCCGUUCCUCAAACAUGGUGAAUCCGAAGACAACAGACAUCAUCUAAAAACACUUCGAAGGACUACAUCCUGGAGAAGGAGUCUGUCGGCAGCAGCUAGUCUUCUGGGGGUUUUCAUAUUCUUCCUUCUAUUCUUCGUUUUGGACCGUUUUGUUCCAUUAUUUCAACGCCUGGACCCAGCCACACCGACUCAAACCACAGAGUCAAAUCCAUCUAUACCGCAGUUAAGGGAUCCCGCUGACUAUGUCCUCGACUCUUCAUGGGACUUCGCCUCGGCUGGCAGGGUCAGAGAAUAUCAUUGGAAAAUUCAAGAUGCAAUUUUCAACCCGGAUGGCAUCUUUCGGCCGAUGAUUCUCAUCAAUAAUCAGUUUCCUGGGCCGCUCAUUGAGUGCAAUGAAGGGGAUACUAUUGUCGUUCACGUCCGAAAUGAAGCAAUCAACGCCACAGCCAUUCAUUUCCAUGGGAUGUAUCAAAACGGAACGAACUCUAUGGAUGGUACUGUCGGAGUCACACAGUGCCCGAUUGCACCGAAUACGACCUUCACCUAUCAGUUCACCGUCAAUGGCCAGUCGGGAACUUACUGGUACCACGCGCAUCAUAGUGUUCAAGCUUCGGAUGGGCUAGUCGGUCCCAUGGUUGUUCAUUCUCCGAACGAGAAGAGCUUGAUGGAGACUUACGCAAGCGAUCGCGUGAUCAUGAUCCAGGACCACUAUCACAACACAUCUGCCGAGUUACUGAUGGAUUAUCUCCAGCCAGACCAGGAGAAUGAUGAACCUGUGCCGUCUAGUGGCCUCAUAAAUGGACAAAAUUAUCGCAGUUGUGCCGACUUCGAUGGGUGGGAUUGCGAAAACAAGGCUUCUCGGCUAGAGUCCUUAGCAAUGUUCGACUUGACACCAAACAAACGACACCACUUCCGUUUCAUCAAUACCGGUGCUUUUGCUGAGUUUCAAGUCGAAAUUGACGAGCAUCCAUUCUACAUAACAGAAGUGGAUGGAACUAUGGUUGAGCCUGCGCCAUUCCACCGUCUCAACAUUCUUCCAGCUCAACGCUACAGUGUGGCUAUCGACACUAAUGUUACUACCAAAGAUGCCUUUUGGAUGCGUGCACGAAUGAUUACACAUUGUUUCGCAGAGGAGAACCCAAAUCUUGAUCCAGAAGUGAGGGGUAUCAUCCGGUAUAGUGAGACGCAGACUGGUGCUGCGGCUGGAGCCCUGGCAGAACCGAAGAGCAAAAGUUGGGGCGACGCCAUUGACGUCGACUGUCGCGAUCUGGACACCACUACCCUUCGGCCCGUUGAGGCCAGAGCAGCACCACCUACUACAUCGUCCAUGUUUCUUCGCGCCAAUUUCGAAAUCGGAGCUUGGCGUUUGUCGCGUGGGUUUUUUAACAAGUCAACCUGGCAUGGGAACAUUACGUCUCCGUCGCUUUAUCGCAUCUUUGACGCCGCGCAAGCUGACAACGAAACUAACUUGCCCCAUACGACUGGAGUAAACGAAGUCAUGUUUGAUGCGGAAAAAGAGUUCGUGUACCAGACUGUAGGAAUCGAAACCGUGGACAUCAUAAUUAGCAACUUUGACGACGGAGCUCACCCCUUUCACCUUCACGGACACAAGUUUUUUGUGUUAAAACAAUCUCCCACUGGAUACCCUCCAGAGUCCAUGGAAGAGCUAGAAAACGACCUUAUCACGACUGGUGCUCUGGAGAAUCCGUUAAGAAGGGAUACCGUUACCGUCCAGGGGUACGGGUGGGCUGUUGUCAGAGUUGUCCUAGAUAAUCCGGGUGUGUGGGCGUUCCACUGCCACAAUGCAUGGCACGGAGAGUCGGGAAUGAUGAUGGUGAUUGCGGCGAGGGUUGAGGAGGCCAAGCAAUGGCAAGUGAGCGAGGAGGAAAGGAGGCUUUGCUCCCUUCCUGGAGUUGAGAAAGGAGCUCGGCCAGACGACAGUAUCUGGGUAGGGAACUUUGGGUAG